UUCACUGAAUCAGCGACUAGCCAAUGGCUGCCAUGGUAAACAUCACGUGAUCACGUCGUGGAUCAUCUUCUUGUGUCCGGUUCUAAGUGUUAUACGCGUGUAGGCUCGCAGCUUGACGUGUAGUCGCACUUCCUCGUCUUGAAGACAUUACUGCCAGUACACAGCUCAACAUCGACGCCUUGUAUCUUCAGGUUUCCCCCAUCACCUCCAUCAUGGCUACUGGGCCAUUUACCAUUGUUGCCAUAUCAAUAUUUACACUGUUUGCACAUGGUGAAGACGCCGUAACCAACAACCCUUUGCGGGGCGACAAGUUCGAGUGUACAAACGGAAGAAUAAUUCCAUGGAAUUGGAGAUGCGAUCGGGACAACGAUUGUGGAGACAACUCUGACGAGAGCAAUUGUUCGACAUCUACUUGUGGUGCAGAUGAGUUUCCAUGUCAGAAUGGGAAAUGUAUCCCUAAUAGAUGGACAUGUGACAAGGAGAACGAUUGUGGCGACAGCUCAGACGAAGCUCGCGACCAUUGUAGCAAAAAAACAUGCAGCCCAAAUAUGUUCGUUUGCGAUAAUGGUGAGUGCAUCUCUUCAAGCUGGGUAUGCGAUGGAACUAAAGAUUGCAACGGAACUGGCAAGGAAGAUGAAAAGAAUUGUUCUGUUCAGUGUAGGGAAGACCAGUUCACCUGUGAUGAUGGACAGUGUAUAGCACAGAAGUGGAAGUGUGAUGGAGACAAGGACUGCAAAGAUGGCUCUGAUGAAGCCGAUUGUGCUGUCCAGUGUAGGGAAGACCAGUUCACCUGUGAUGAUGGACAGUGUAUAGCACAGAAGUGGAAGUGUGAUGGAGACAAGGACUGCAAAGAUGGCUCUGAUGAAGCCGAUUGUGCGUCAUCCCGAACUUGUGCCGUCAAUACGUUUCGCUGUCUCGAUGGCGCAUGUAUCUAUGAAGCCUUGUGGUGUGAUGGAAACUUCGACUGCUUUGACCACAGUGAUGAAACCAACUGCAAUACUGGAUGUGACAUCGGGGAGGUUAUGUGUUUAGAUGGGCAUUAUUGUGUGUCGAAAUCGGUGCAGUGUGAUGGUGCCAAGAACUGUCAAGAUGGCUCAGAUGAACUAAAUUGCACAGCCCUUGCAGGUGAUGCAUGCAGCAAUAACAAUGGUGGAUGUGAACAAAUCUGUGUCAACCUACCCGGAAAUACGAGCAAGUGUGGCUGCAAUCCAGGUUACAGUCUCACGAAUAAUUCCCAGACUGUGUGUACAGACAUUGAUGAGUGUAAAGACAAUCCUAUUCGUGGCACCUGCUCUCAAAUCUGCAGGAACACCAAGGGAAGCUACAAGUGUGAAUGUGUUAACAAUUAUUCACUGGUCAACAGGAGAUACUGCAAAGCUGACGGCAGCCACUCAGAGCUUCUGCUGGCAGCCAGAAGAGAUCUUCGUAGAAUCAACCUUGAAACUUUGGUACCUAGCGUGCUCCUUGGUGCUCCACAUGUAUCAUCUGCUGUUGCCUUGGAUUUCGACUUUCUUGAAAAUAAAUUGUACUGGACAGAUGUAGCUAAAGAGGCUAUUUUUAGAGCUGACUUUGACAACAAGCCAUCGGUUGAAGAGGUAUCAUCAACAGAUGUCAGGACUCCUGAUGGUCUUGCAGUAGACUGGAUCAACAAGCACCUCUACUGGACUGACACUGGCUUUGACAGGAUUGAAGUUUCCUCGUUGGAUGGCAAAAUGAGGAAGACGCUUAUUAACACAGGAUUAGAUGAACCAAGAGCCAUAGUACUGGAUCCCAACCAUGGCCUUGUGUAUUGGACUGACUGGGGUAAACAGCCUAAGAUUGAACGAUGUGGAAUGGAUGGCAAUGACAGGAAAGUGAUUGUCAACACAACCAUCGCCUGGCCUAAUGGACUUACUAUUGAUUAUGUUGCCAACAGACUGUAUUGGGUUGACUCGAAGCUUCACACAAUUGAGAGCUCAAACAUGUUGGGACUGGAACGUGUCUCCGUUCUUAAGAGUGUCCUUCACCUCCACAAUCCUUUUGCCAUUACUGUAUUCGAGGAUUUUCUUUACUGGACUGACUGGUACUCUAAAUCCGUUAAGAAAUACAGCAAGUUCGGAAGACGUAGUGACGAGGAAGUGGAAACAAUUGCCAGUAAUCUUCCUUCACCCAUGGGUUUACGUGUAUUCCAUCCCAACAGACAACAAAUACUAAGAAGGUUGUGUGGUGAUAACAAUGGCGGCUGUUCCCACUUCUGUCUGCCAAAAGUUUAUGAUCCCAGCAACAGUGAACUCUUUGUCUGUGACUGUCCCAGUGAACUCAUCUUGUCGUCAGAUAAGAAGACUUGUGUUGAAGGAGGUACGUUCAUAUCAAAGUGCGUUCUAGUAACCUGGUCGGUUUCACUUUCUGAAUGUUUAAGUGACACAAAGGAAAGGUUUCACAGAGCAUGAACAUCAUUUUGAAUUUAUUACUAUGGUUUGUUUAUAUUUGAUGUUGAUCUUACAUAUUUUCUUUCCAUCGCUUUAUUAUAUCUUUGUAUGUCUUAACAUGCAACCAUUAGGUUUGUUUCUCUUUUCAUAUAUACCUACGUUCAUUUCAAGUUUCAUAUCAUCCUUACGUAUGCUCAUGUCAAAGCUAUGACGUUCUAGUUACCUCGUUGGUUUCACUUUCUGAAUGUUUGAGUGACACAAAGGAAAGGUUUCACAGAGCAUGAACAUCAUAUAUCUUAAUCAUUGUUUGUUUAUAUUUGAAUGUAAAACUUCACGUUGAUCUUACCUAUUUUCUUUUCACCCCUUAUUAUAUAUGUGUAUGUCUUAGCAUGCAACCAUUUGCUUUGUUUCUCUUUUCAGAUAUACCUACGUUCAUUUUAAGUUAUCAUAUCCUUUGCCUUUUAGAAUUUCAUCACAUCAUGCUUCCCCCAUCCUAAAUUACUUUCUUUGUUUCACUGACUGUUCAUAAUACAUUCUUCGUGUAUUGUAGUGUUUAUGUACAUGUGUUUCAUAUCCCAUGCUUUUUUAUGACUUUACUUUAAUGAAUCAUUUUCUAAUUACAGCUAAUUAGACCUUGACAACAAACAAUGUAACAUGUUGUUACGAUGAACGGAUGAGAACAUACACGGUGUUUCAAAACUGGCGUCGAAAAUAGCCGCUUUCAUUUGAAUGAAACGCAGCAGGGAUUCCUCCUUUAGGGGUUACAGCUGCGGUAUAAGAUCGACACA
Molecule: messenger RNA, 3196 nt
Organism: Haliotis rubra (blacklip abalone)
Lineage: Eukaryota; Metazoa; Mollusca; Gastropoda; Lepetellida; Haliotidae
Product: low-density lipoprotein receptor-related protein 4-like
Exons: 17
Coding region: 213-2429 (738 amino acids)
Molecular function (GO): protein binding; calcium ion binding
Source: RefSeq, a predicted model, not a curated record